Labrus bergylta (ballan wrasse) is the source of this 1728-nucleotide messenger RNA. RefSeq names its product glycogenin 1b (gene gyg1b). The record is from RefSeq and is a predicted model, not a curated record. Gene Ontology annotation, molecular function: glycosyltransferase activity. Gene Ontology annotation, cellular component: cytoplasm. Lineage: Eukaryota; Metazoa; Chordata; Actinopteri; Labriformes; Labridae. Gene Ontology annotation, biological process: glycogen biosynthetic process.
UAUAAAUCCACCUCUGUGUAUUUGGGCAGUCCUUCUCUCCACCUAAAGCUGCCGUGUCCUCCAGCCCAGGCUACACCGUGGCUUCUUCUUCUUCUUCAGUCAUGGCUGACCAAGCUUUUGUCACGUUGGCGACCAAUGAGAGUUACGCCCGGGGCGCCAUGGUUUUGGGCAAAUCCCUCCGUAACCACAAUACAACCAAGAAGCUGGUGGCGCUCGUCGGUCCACACGUGUCAGAGCCUUGCCAGUCGGUGCUGAAGAGGAUCUUCGACGAGGUGCGGGUGGUGGACGUGCUGGACAGCGGCGACACGGCUCACCUGGCCAUGAUGAAGAGGCCCGACCUGGGCGUCACCUUCACCAAGCUCCACUGCUGGACCCUCACGCACUACUCCAAAUGUGUUUUCAUGGACGCAGACACACUGGUGCUCUCUAACAUAGACGAGCUGUUGGAGCGGGAGGAGUUGUCGGCGGCUCCUGACCCCGGCUGGCCCGACUGCUUCAACUCGGGUGUGUUCGUCUUCAGUCCCUCCAACGAGACGUACGCAAAACUGCUCCAGCACUGCACAGAACACGGCAGCUUCGACGGAGGAGACCAAGGUGUUUUGAACAGCUUCUUCAACACCUGGGCGACGGCUGACAUAUCCAAACACCUCCCCUUCAUCUACAACCUGAGCAGCAUCGCCAUCUACACCUACCUGCCGGCGUUCAAGCAAUAUGGCGGCAACGCCAAGGUGGUCCACUUCCUCGGUAAGACCAAGCCGUGGAGUUACACGUUCGACCCCAAAGCCAAACAGAUCUCAGGCAGCGUGCACGAGGCCACCGCACACCCCACCUUCCUCCUGGACUGGUGGACCCUGUACUCCAGCGCCGUGGUGCCCCUGCUGCAGGAGCAGUACGGAGACCAGCCCUUCCACUCUGGAUGUGUGGAGGGUGAGAGCAGCCCGUUCGCAGAGGCCCUCGGGCCCCAGCUGUCCUCAGAAGAACGGAAGCAGAAAUGGGAACAAGGUCAAGCGGACUACAUGGGAAUGGACUCGUUCGAUAACAUCAAGAGGAAGCUCGACACCUUCCUCAAAUGAAGAGAUGGAAACAGGAUAUGAAGAGCACUUUCAGUAAAACAUCAUCACCACCGGUCUCGCAGUAAAAAACCAGGUUUUUCUGUCCACCUGUUUUAUCAACUAGAGUCGAGUCUCUCCCAGCACCAGCAGCCUCCCCCCCCCCCCCCCCCUCCCCCGUACUCCAAAGACAGAGCCGUUUAAAUGGAGGAACAAGUUACCUAAUAAGAGCGGCUGUAAUCGUCUAUGCAAGGCUGUCAUUGGCUGACAGCCGCACUGUGAAGACAAACAGGAAACACUUCUUACACCUUUUCUUUUUUUUUACCUGCAUUAUAAUUUGAGCAGUUUUGUUUGACACAAGUUGAUUAAGAGUCAUAUCAUUUUGAUUAUUUUUUUUUUUUUACGACGCAGUCAUCGAGGAGUCUUCUGAGCAUUUCUAUCUUACUUCAUUUGAGUCGAGGAGCCUCGGUUUAACACGGAUUUAUUAACACAUUGACGCACUUAGCAUGAUCGUGGAGCCGUUUGUGCCUUAGUGUCUCUGCUCUCUGUAGUGCCAUCAUCCUUCUUUUCUAGACUAGCAGCUGAUUUAGAUUUCUAACUUUCUUGCAUUGAACUUGACACGGAUGUGAGAUGUUCCAUUUAAACCUUUCAUCUGGAAAUAUUAAAAGAUUGAAAAGUU